This is a messenger RNA of Eremomyces bilateralis CBS 781.70, 3007 nucleotides long. Its product is annotated as patatin-domain-containing protein. The transcript has a single exon. The record is from RefSeq and is a predicted model, not a curated record. Gene Ontology annotation, biological process: lipid metabolic process. Gene Ontology annotation, molecular function: triacylglycerol lipase activity. NCBI's taxonomy places the organism in Eukaryota, Fungi, Ascomycota, Dothideomycetes, Eremomycetales, Eremomycetaceae. Bases 104 to 2794 code for a protein of 896 amino acids.
UGCUGAAUGAAAUGAUGCGUGACCUGCUGAUUCCCUAUAUCCUUGAUCCAGCUCCCUAGCCGAGCCUGAAAAUGAUCGUUUCUCUCACCUGGAGAAUACCGAUAUGAAGAACGACGGAGAAUCGGAGAACCGGUCUAUGUUCACCAAGGCCGACUUCGAUCCAUCCGUCCUGCCCGACAAUGAGAAGAAGCUCAUUGAUGAUGAAGGACUAACGGAGUUCGCAAAGGCCCUGGUGGCUCCCGAACCGUCGACAGCAUACGAGGAUCUCCAAGAUACCCCAGACUCAUCGAAAACACAAUAUCCUCACUUCAUCACCGCCUUAAAUGAUUGGCGACCCAUCCGACAGCGUGUACGAAAACGAAGAAGACCAGACAGGCGUGGGGCCGACGAGACAAGAGAAGGGUUUGUCUAUACUUUGCUGAAGUGGCCUCUAUUGCUAUUCGUCCUUGGGUGGCUGCUUUGGCUCGGCAUCGCAUACCUAGUCACCCGAGUGUAUAUCUUUGGGUACGAGAAACUAUUCGCGUGGAGAGGCAAACGGGGCCGACUUCGAAACAAGUUGAGGAACACUACAACAUAUCCGGGGUGGAAGGCUGCUGCACAGCAUCUCGAUGCACACCUUGGAAACGAAGCGUGGAAGGGCCGGGACCAAUACGCAUACUAUGAUCAUCGAACCGUCAAAAGAGUACGGGACCAUCUGAUCGAGUUCCGGCAGAACGCCGAGGCCGAUGAAACUCGACCAUCCGGGCCUGAUCCACGGCCGAUCGACGAACUAAAGAGCUUAUUAGAGGCCUGUGUUAAGAACAAUUUUGCUGGGACGGAGAACCCGAGGCUUUACAGCGAGUCAUACUAUGGAACGAAAAAUCUAGUCCAGUCGUAUCUUGAUGAACUAGAACGAUCAUUGACCUUUAUAAUCAAAUCAAACCAGAUCGAUCCGGACACGAAGCGACACUUCUUCCGUCACCUCCGAGUCAACUUUGGUCGGACCGCCUUGUGCUUAUCUGGAGGUGCAAGUUUUGCGUAUUAUCAUUUUGGAGUGGCGAAGGCGUUGGUAGAUGCCAACCUGUUCCCGGAAGUCCUAACAGGAACCUCUGGAGGAGCUCUCGUUGCAGCCCUUUUGGCGACUCGGACGGAUGACGAGCUCAAAAAGCUCUUGGUACCAGCACUGGCCCACAAAAUCACUGCCUGCCAUGACGAUAUUCGAACAUGGGUUACUCGCUGGUGGCGGACGGGAGCGCGAUUCGAUGCUGUGGACUGGGCAGAACGAUGUUCAUGGUUCACUCGGGGCAGUACAACGUUCAAGGAGGCAUUCGAGCGAACUGGCCGAAUCCUGAACGUCUCUUGCAUUCCCUCAGACCCUCACUCGCCUGCGAUCCUAGCAAAUUACCUUACAGCCCCCGACUGUGUCAUUUGGUCCGCUGUUAUUGCGUCCGCAGCCGUCCCUGGAAUCCUAAAUCCCGUCGUGCUCAUGAAGAAAACCCGCGACAAGCACGGCAAAGAGAUGUUGACUCCCUAUAGCUUUGGCCACAAGUGGAAAGAUGGCUCGCUCCGCACCGAUAUCCCAAUCCGCUCUCUCAACCUUCAUUUCAACGUCAAUUUCACCAUCGUCUCCCAAGUCAAUCCUCACAUCAACCUAUUCUUCUUCUCCUCUCGAGGAACGGUCGGACGCCCCGUCACCCAUCGUCGUGGACGCGGUUGGCGAGGCGGCUUCCUUGGCAGUGCUCUCGAGCAGUAUCUCAAGCUCGACCUCACUAAAUGGCUCAAAGUCCUCCGUCACCUCGAACUCCUUCCUCGACCGCUGGGCACGGACUGGUCGGAAAUCUGGCUCCAGCUCUUCAGCGGCACCAUCACCAUAUGGCCCAAGAGCGUGCCUUCAGACUUCGUCUACAUCCUCAGCGACCCAACGCCCCAGCGACUAGCUCGCAUGAUCCGCAUGGGUAUGCUCAGCACCUGGCCGAAACUCCGGUUCAUCGAGAACCGCAUGAAAAUCGAACGGCUCAUCGACGAAGGUCGCCGCGCGACCCGUAUCGUGGGCUCCCCUAAUGAUGGCCGUCCGUUAGCUGCCUCUCGCAUGCUCUCCGAAGAGGACCUGCAGACGCUCCUCCAGGAAGUCCGCAAGACGAGCAAUCUCGCUCCUGCUGCUGUUACUAGUGAUAACACUGAUGAUGAGGAUGCGUUCCAUUUUGGCGGUGCGCACGCGUCUGGAAGCAGAGCGAGGGGCACUAUGAAGUCGGGAGCUUCAUCCCCCUUGAACUCUCGUAUACCGACUUCUCACCUCCGCAAUAUCGACGACAUCAUCGGAAGCGAACCAGAAGACGGCAGGGAUGGGCAGACCAACGAGUCCGAAACCGAAACGGAAGAGCCAAGAGGCGGGCAAAAGAGCCCAACGCUCGCCGAACGGCUCUCCUCAAUCUUCAACCCGUCUUCCCGUAAGGCAGAAAAGAGGUCCGGGCUAUAUCGGUCCGGGAACCAUCGGGCGCUGAGCAUGUUCGAGCUGCGGGGCAACCCGUCCGCACACGAGAACAGUAUCCUGGACCACCCCGACGAGCCAUCGGACGAAGUCACAGAUCAUCGGCGGGGGUCCAAGCACUCCGUCCUCAAUGAGCUCCGGAACCAGAGUCGGGUGUUCUGGGAUGACGAUUUCAGCAGCAGUGGAGGAGAAGAGGAGGGCGGGUAUAGAAAUGUGGCGGAAGUGAUCUACGGCACGGACGGUGAGAUGGACGCGGAGCACGUUGAGACAGGUAUAGGGAACGCUGAGAAGAUUGUGAACGGUACCAAGGGGACAAAGGUUGGAUAAUCUAAGGGCGGAAUGCUAUUAGUGGGAUUCUAGCUUUCCAAUACCUUGGAUAUACACCGUUUUGCCAGCGAAGUCUGGCCAUGUAACCCCACCACCUAAACCCCUGAACGAUUAGAAGGAUACGGUAGAAAAAGGUUAGAUAGAUUGAAAUCAGGAUCUUUUCUUGACUACCUAGAUAUACUUGUUAUAUUCAAACAAUGAAUGUGUGGGAAA